GCUUCGGCUCCGCGAACGCCGCGGAAACAACAACGAUGGCGGCGGCGUCUGCGAGCGAGGAGGUUUUCGCGCUCAUUUCGGAGGAGGAGAAGAAGUCCAUCUCGGAUGCGUUGGCCAGGAGGUUGGAGGAGCUGUGGGAGACGAAGGCCAGGGAGGUGACGGCGCUGAAGAUUGACAGCGAGAAGCAGAAGAUAACGGGAGACCAGGAAAAGUUCCAGUUAGAGCGAGAACUGGUUGCAAUCCGCACGCGGUUAGAAGAAGAAACCAGAUUGAAGGAUGAGGUGAAGACAAGAAGUGAAGAACUAGAACAGAGGCUAAACCAGUCUGAUACUGAAGUCCAAAAUGCCAAGGCCAGAAUCAAUGCUUUGUCUCGGGAAAUUCAGCAUUCACACAGUGAACAAGAAAAUGCAUCAACACAGUCUGCUGCUAUGGCUGGCAGCCUGGAGUCAAGAAAUAAAAGAAUACAAGAACUACAAGAACAGGUGGAAAAACUUGAGGAACAAUUGACAGUAGUAACAAGAGCAAAAUGUGAGGCUGUCAUAAGGGCUGAAGAAGCUGGGAGCAGGGAGCUACACUUGCAGUACAAAGAGAAGAGACUAGAGCAAGAACGGAGUCUCCUAACACGCCAGGUGGAUCGCCUACAACAGCAGUUGGAGCAGAGAGUGGAGGAGAGUGUCAGCCAGCGUAGAGAGCAUUCGACAACCAUUCUCAGACUACAGACAGAUCUCAAUCACAAACUGGAAGAGUUACGAGUGGAGAGAGAGGAAAAUGAGAGGACACAAAAGGGCUUAGAAGAAAAAUCGCAAAGGAUUGAAGAACUUCUGUCAGCCUUGAAUGCAUCCAGAGAAUCAGAAAUGAAACUGGAUGAAACUUACCGUCAAGAACUUGUAGCACAGAAGAAACUGGCUGACAUUUAUCAAGCUUCCUGCCAGGAUGAGAAAGAGCGUUGCACUGAGUUGGAGAAGGCAGUUGAAGAAUUACGCAAGCUCUUACAAGAGGCCAGUGAGCAGUAUGGAUGUUUGGAGCGUGCCAAGAAGGCAGCAGAGGAAGAGAGUGCAGCAGCUCUUCAGCAGUCAAAUUUGCUUGUCAAAGAACUCAAGGAAGAACUAGAUAAAGUGAAUCUGUUAAUGGAAGCAAGCUCUAAAAAGGAUCUAGGAGGACUAGAAGACUUGUCACCUGCUGCAAGUGCUGCAAGUCAACUUGUUAGUCGAGGCCUUAGUCUGACACAGUUGUACUCAGAGUAUAUGAGCGUGUCUGAGAAACUAAUUGGCACAGAAGAAGAAAACAAGAGACUAAAACGUUAUGUCGACCAGAUCUUACAGGAAAUUGAGGAUCGAGUUCCUGUAUUCAAGAAGCAGAGAGAUGAUCACCAGAAGUCACUAGAGACCAUUACUUCCUUGCAUUCUCAGUUGGAGGAAACUUUAGCAGACCUUGAGAAGCAGAGGAUAGAAUCACAGGAAGCUCGACGCCGAGCAAAAUACCUUGAAAGAGAGAAUUCCCGCCUGGGAAUGGAAGUGAAAGACCUUGGAAAGCAGGUCACCAUCUUGGUUAUGCAGGUAGAAGCAGCUAGAGCAGGGCAACCUUCACCAGUUAUUCCUGUGGAAACUGACAGUCCAACUGGAGCAGGUGAGGUUAUCUCACAGCGAUUGGUAGCAUUUAGAAAUGUUGCUGAACUCCAAGAACAAAACACUCAUCUCAGGACUUCAUUGAGAGAACUGUCUCAACAGAUGGAGGCAGUUGAAAAGGAGGCUGUUGAAAACAGAACUCAAGAUUUACAGGAGGAGCUAGAUGCAGCUAAAGCACAAUUGUCAGAAUUGCAAGCAGCUCGUGAAAGACAAGAAUCACUCAUGGAAAAUAUUGUUAAUCAGCGUAACAUGUACCGCACUCUUCUAUCUCAACAGUCCCCCCAGACAAAACCACCAUCUUCAGCUCAGUCUUUGCAGUCUUCAGAUGUUUCUCAAGAGGAAUUAAAGAAAGUGAAAGAAGAACUUGAAAAUUCAAAGAAAGAAUUGGCAACAUUAAAGAAGGAGCACGAAGAAUACCGUGAAGAAAAAAUAAAGAAUGAUAAAUUGCUGCAGGAUGAGUAUGAGAACCUAAGGGCCAACAUGGAGAAGACAAGGAAUGAGAAUGUCAAACUGAUAUCCCAAGCUGAAUACAAUGAUGAAAGGAUUAAAACACAACAAAAUAAUGCUGAAGUUCUCCAGAGGCAGAUCAUGGCCCUGGAGAAGAAUAAUUCAACACUGCAAGGCAUCAUUGGACGCCAUGAGAGCACAAUAGAAACUCUACGUAAUGAGCUUCUGACUCUGCAGAAGAAACUGUCUUGUGCUGAAGUCACACUGGAAAAUCUGAGGGAGGAGAGAAUGCUGUUGAAGGAAUCUGAAGCACGAUUGCUGUCAGAGAGGGAGUCUUAUGAGAGAAGUCAUGCAUCCCAGGCUAUGGUUCUUGCAAACUUAGAGACCAUUAAGAUCAAUUUGGAAAAAAGUGAUGCAACAGAGAAGAUGCGAUAUGAAAACCAGAUUCAAGAGCUAACAGAGCAGUGCAGCCGUUUGAAGGCCAAGUUGGAGUCAAACAUUGAGGUCAAGGAAGCCACUAUGAAGUUGACAGAUGCAGAGAAUCGUAUCAAGUCCAUGCAUCAAGAACAUGCUGCUAUGACAAAGCAACUUUUGGAAGUGAAGUCAGAGUUGUCAGCCACAAAGACUCGAUUAGCAGAAGCACAAGACAAAAUGAGAUCUGCACCAUCUCCACAAGGAAAUAAAGCAAGAGGAAGCAGUCCUGUUGCGUCAUCUCCAUUCCGACUGGCUGGAUCAUCACCCCAGAUUCGUGACCUGCAAGUGCAGUUGACUGAGGAGAGAGCAUCGGUUGCAACACUCCAAGCUUCUCUUGAUCAGUCUAAACGUAAUAUUGAUGAGCUCAUGGGGGUCACCAAGCAGCAGGAAAAGCAGUUGGCUGAGUCAAAUGAGGCCUGCAAGAUUGCCCAGGCACAGCUUUCCAAACUUGAAAAGGAAAAGAGUGAAGUGGAAGAAAAACUGACAAAGACUGAGUCUCAGCUUAGUGAAGCUGUAGAAGAAGCAGAAGCUGUAAAGACUCUUCUUCAGACCCAGCUUGCAAAGAUGCAAGAUGAGUUGCAAGUGGCUCAGAAGAAGUUGAGUGAUGCAAAUGAAGCUCUCACAACAGCUAAAGGAGAAGAAGAAAAGGCAAAGAAGGAAGCCCAACAAAAGGCACAGCUUGCUGGAGAAGUUCAAGAUAAGUAUGAGAGGGAGGUGAUGUUACAUGGUGCCGAUUUGAAGGCUUUAGCUGUCUUGAAGGAAAAACAAGCUGAGUAUAAUGCAGAACUCCAGCAAGUCACCAUGGCCAAACUGAAGGCAGAAGAAGCUGUCAGAGACACCCGAUUAGGAUUUGAGGAAAGAGAAAAUCUGCUUCGUCGUGAAAAUAAAGACCUGCUCAUGAGGAGUCAUGAACUUGAGGAACAGAACAAAGCUCUUCUUGACCAGUUUACCCAGUUAUCUGACAAGAUGGCUGCAUUGCAGACUAAGCUGUCUGUUCCUGGGGCUGAUAAUCCCAAUGCCUCCUUCACUGAGGAUGAGGCUAGAUCCUCAGAUCAGUUACGAGAAGUCAUCAAAUACCUUAGAAGGGAGCGAGAUGUAUCUGCCGGAAAGUGUGAGGUGGCCUUGGCUGAGGUACAGAGGCUGACUGCUCAGAAGAAGAUCUUGGAGUCACAGAUAGAACAGGUUACUAAGAACCUGGCAGAAGAAAGAGAAAAGAGCCAAGCCUCACUAGAUAGUGCUGGACGAUAUGGAGAACUUCUUAGGAAGGUCCACACCAUGGAUGCCCUGGCAGACAGCAACCGUCUCCUUCGUGAAGAGAAAGAAGGCAUGCAAAACACCAUCACUGAAUUCAAGGCAAAAUAUGAAUCUUUGGAAAAGCAGAUUGAACCGCUACAAGAGAAACAAAGGCUUUCUGACAAUAAGAUUGAGUCUUUGAUGCUGGAGAAGAGGAGCAUUGAAAAUGAAAAGGAUCUUUACAAGAAGAGAACACAAGAGCUGGUGGAGAAACUUAACCGUGCCAAACCUGAGGACUUCAUUAGGCUACAGCAGGAAGUGGUUGAACAACAGAAGACCUUACAGAGCAAGGAGGCAGAAGUGUCAAGAUUAAAGAACCAGCUUGCUCAAUUGUCCAAGAACCAGCAAAUGAUUGUGAACCAGAAGAAUCAGUUCCAGCAGCAGCUGAAUAUUGUGCGGUCAGAGCUUCACAAGACCACAGAAGAAUUCAAAAAGCUUACAAUGGAGAAAAAUCGUAUUCAGGCUCAGAGUGGUGAGGAGUUCAAGAGGGUAAACAUGGAAAAGGCUCGCCUUCAGCAACAGCUAGUGGCAACCCAAGAACGUGUGCGCAGUCUAGAAACCUCUUCACAGCAUGCACAAGCUACUCAUCAGCAAGAGAUGAGCAAGGCUCAGGAACAGCGCAAUAGGGAGCAACAGCAGGAGAGGCAACAGGUUAUGGAUCUUAAACAGCGUGAGGAUGCUCUCAAAAAUCACCUUGAGGCUACCAGAAAGGAAGCUGAAAGCCUCUCUGAGAAGGUCAAAGACGCUGAGGCAAAGUUAGCUGAUGCUCUGAAGAAGGCUGAUAAUUUUGAAAAACAGGCUCUCCAGUUGCGUAAGAUUGCCACUAAAUAUAAGAAGGCUGCUGAAGGAGGCUCAGCAACUGCAGCAACUACAGCUGGGGAUGGCAGUGAAGAACCUGCUAGUGGUGGGACAAUGGUUUCAGCUGACAAAGUAAAGGAAUAUGAAGAAACCAUUGCAAGCCUUCGCCAGAAACAGGAGAAAGCACAGGAAGAUGCUACCAAGCUGCA
Penaeus indicus is the source of this 4846-nucleotide messenger RNA. Its product is annotated as nucleoprotein TPR-like. Gene Ontology annotation, biological process: regulation of mitotic spindle assembly; protein import into nucleus; mRNA export from nucleus. The record is from RefSeq and is a predicted model, not a curated record. The annotation marks the transcript as partial. Gene Ontology annotation, molecular function: structural constituent of nuclear pore. The transcript has 32 exons. Gene Ontology annotation, cellular component: nuclear pore. Lineage: Eukaryota; Metazoa; Arthropoda; Malacostraca; Decapoda; Penaeidae.